UGCUUAUAAACAAAACACCCCUUCCUUUGCCCCCAAAUUCCAAUUCUAAUGGCGGCUAACAAAAGCAUAAUAUCUAGGGUUUCAUCCUCCGUCUCCGACUCUCCGAUCGUCUACCGCGGCAAAAAAGCCGCCGCCGACACCGGCUUCGUCGUCAAAAAGCUCCUCUUAUCCACCGGAAAAGCUGCCUGGAUCGCCAGCACUCUCUUCCUCGUCCUUGCCGUGCCGCUCAUCAUCGAGAUGGAUCGCGAGCAGCAGCUCAACGAGCUGGAGCUUCAGCAGGCGAGUCUCCUCGGGACUCCCACCGUCUCGGCCCCGAAAUAAUCGGUGCGGUGUUUUUCUCGCUUUUGCAUUGUUAGCAAUCGAUUUUGCGAGGUUUUUUUUUUGUUUUGUUGCGGUAGAGAUGAAUUUAUUGAUAAUUAUGAUGAGAACUUGUGUUUUAACUGAUAAAGAUUGUGUCUUUAAUAAUUUGUUGGUGGGAGUGUGAUUAUAGGUAAUGUAGCCUUAUGAUUUGGUGCGUAUUGUUACUUUUUUGUUUAGAUGUUGAAGAUUAGACAUGAAUUGGUUGAUGAUUGUGAUAAUAAUAUAUUUUUAGUUUGAUAAA
Molecule: messenger RNA, 601 nt
Organism: Daucus carota subsp. sativus
Lineage: Eukaryota; Viridiplantae; Streptophyta; Magnoliopsida; Apiales; Apiaceae
Product: mitochondrial import receptor subunit TOM9-2
Exons: 1
Coding region: 49-321 (90 amino acids)
Biological process (GO): intracellular protein transport
Cellular component (GO): mitochondrial outer membrane
Source: RefSeq, a predicted model, not a curated record